This is a messenger RNA of Capsella rubella, 507 nucleotides long. RefSeq names its product vascular-related unknown protein 4. The transcript is spliced from 3 exons. NCBI's taxonomy places the organism in Eukaryota, Viridiplantae, Streptophyta, Magnoliopsida, Brassicales, Brassicaceae. Bases 1 to 507 code for a protein of 168 amino acids. Gene Ontology annotation, biological process: xylem development; multidimensional cell growth. The record is from RefSeq and is a predicted model, not a curated record.
AUGGAGAGUUCAAUGAACAAUGCUUUCAUUACGAGCAAACAUGAAACGACGACGUUUACAGACGACCAAGCUCCGGAGGAAAGUAGCUGGACUAUGUACUUUGAGGAUUUCUUCGAGGCGUCUUCGAGCAUAGUGGACGUUGGAGAUUGCAGCUCUUCCUCCAUCUCCGACGCAGCCUCGUUCGUGGCCACCAAGAAGACCCUCAACGUGUCUAAGCAACAUGGAUCUAUUAAUUAUUCCAUGAACUUCAAGAGGACAAGAAAUAGAGAGAUUCCUUUUGGUCGUCAUCACCAUGAUCUUGAAGACACUGCUUCGUCUCCUUCUCAUAGCCCUAACGUCAAUAGCAUGAUGAACCUAUUGGAUAACAACACUAGACACGGGGGUUGUCUCGUUUGUGAUGACACAAUUAAUGAGAAAAGAGAGAGUGCAGUGGAAAACCAAGUAGACUUGAAGAAAAAAGGGCUUUGUUUAGUUCCUUUGUCUAUGGUCACCAAUUAUCUUGGUUGA